Messenger RNA from Vigna radiata var. radiata (mung bean), 744 nucleotides. RefSeq lists its product as uncharacterized. Bases 1 to 744 code for a protein of 247 amino acids. Gene Ontology annotation, cellular component: U5 snRNP. NCBI's taxonomy places the organism in Eukaryota, Viridiplantae, Streptophyta, Magnoliopsida, Fabales, Fabaceae. The record is from RefSeq and is a predicted model, not a curated record. The transcript has 6 exons.
AUGGUUUUGGUUUUGGUUUCUCCCAAGUUUCAUUUGGUGGUUUUCAAAAUAAGAGAAAGGCAGUUUCUCUCUCACCCAGAAUCCUUGUCGCUCUCGCCCAGAAGCAUUUUCGUCUUCCUCCUCCGUCACACUGAUCCAUUAGUCCACUGCUGGAAUUAUAUAUCAUAUAUCUACUUUGGAGUUAUUAACAGAUAUUCCUCCAAUAGGUUUUGCAAAGUUUUGCAAGCUUUGAGAAGGCUAAAAGGUAACAGUGACAGAAAGGCAGAAAUGUCUGCUGAGACUAAAGUUGUAUUUGACCAGCUAACUGAGGAUGCUAUGAAGCUGAUGGAGAAUGGUGAAUACAAUGUUUAUCAUGAAAAGCUAGAGGUUUUUGAUCGUGAAGUGGAAGGAUAUGAGAAGUUAGCCUGGGCAAAGGAAGGUCCAUCAAAUCAACAUUUGGCUAGUGGAGAAACCUCUAGCAAAUGUGAAGGUGAUUAUGAUAUGUUUGCUGACGAGGAUAAUAGUAAGCCAUCUACAAAUGAAAAUAGUGCAGUUAGUCAAUCUUCAUCGGAUGCCAUAAAUUCUGACAUAGAGGGUGAUUUUGUGUAUGAUGAAUCUUCUCAGUACUAUUAUAACAACAUUUUGUGCUAUUAUUAUGAUCCAAAUACUAGGCUUUAUUGCUCUGCAGCAUCAAGACAAUGGUACAACACAUUCCUUUAUCAUCUUUUCGUGUUGUUUGUCAAUUUUUAUGCUGACAUCUUUUAG